Messenger RNA from Phragmites australis (common reed), 2510 nucleotides. Its product is annotated as cysteine-rich receptor-like protein kinase 2. Lineage: Eukaryota; Viridiplantae; Streptophyta; Magnoliopsida; Poales; Poaceae. Gene Ontology annotation, molecular function: ATP binding; protein kinase activity. The transcript is spliced from 7 exons. The coding region runs from base 304 to 2244 and encodes 646 amino acids. Gene Ontology annotation, biological process: protein phosphorylation. The record is from RefSeq and is a predicted model, not a curated record.
GCACCGCCGCCGCGACGCGCCCCGAUCACAUUCAUUCCACCGCGCAGCCGAAGCGGAGACUUUUUCCCCUCCCGCCCUUUCCUCCUUUCCAACCCAAGCCCUCCGCCUGCUGACGCGUCCCGCCGACCUGGCUGGACCAGUGGCCAACUCCCGCCCUCCUCCGUCCAGUCCCGGUCCGGUCGUGCCAGAGCCCGGCCACCCCUCGGACCCACUCGUCCCUCCCAUAAGUUGUUCCCUCCGCACCGAGCCGCCGGCAAGCCGCGUCCACCACCGCCACGCAACUGUUCCGCUCUGCUUCAAACCAUGGCGCUGCCGCUCUCCCUCGCCCUCGUCCUCGCGCUAUGCGGCGCGGUCGCGGGUGACCCGCGCACGUCCGUGGCGGGGCGGUCGUGCUCGCCGGGGACGGCUGUCUCCGGCUCGGCCCUCGCCGACAACUUCGUCCCGUCCAUGGAUGACCUCAACAGCAACGUCAGCGCGCACGGCUUCGGCACCUCCGCCGUGGGCUCCGGCCCCAACACGGUCUUCGGCCUCGGCCAGUGUCUGCGCGACCUCUCCCCCGUCGACUGCAAGCUCUGCUUCGCCGAGGUCAGGUCGCUGCUCCCCAAGUGCUACCCGCGCGUCGGGGGGCGGCUCUACCUCGACGGCUGCUUCGGGAGGUACGGCAACUACUCCUUCUUCGGGGAGGCCGUCGGGGCAGCGGACGCCACCGUGUGUGGGUCAGGCUCGGAGGGGAACUAUACUGCCGACCCGCGCGGAUUCGGGGACGCGGUGCGCGUGGCGAUGACGAACGUCACCGGGGCGGCGGCGGCGCCGGGGAGCGAGGGGUUCGGGGUGGGGUCGGCGGCGGCCGGCAGCGCGACGGCGUUCGCGCUCGCGCAGUGCUGGGAGAGCCUCAACGGCACCUCGUGCGAGCAGUGCCUCCGCGCCGCGUCGAGCGCGGUGGCGCUCUGCGCGCCGGCGACGGAGGGGCGCGCGCUCUUCACCGGGUGCUACCUCCGCUACUCCACGCGGCGGUUCUGGAAUGACAACGCCACGACGGGGUCGGGCUCGUCAGGUAACAAUGGCGUUGUUUGGAUACUGUUGGGUUCCUUUGUUGGUGCUUCUGCAACUGCUUUCAUUAUUGGUUUUCUUGCAUGGAAGAAAAGAAUUCUUAGGAGCAAAAAAGGGUGCAACUCAUUCAUAGAUAUGUAUGGAGAUGGACUCUCUGUGAGAAUUGCACAGUCUAGUCUGAAUUUCAAAUAUGAAGAGUUAAGAAAAGCAACAAAUUAUUUUGAUCCAGCAAACAAACUUGGUCAAGGAAGCUACGGAGCUGUAUACAAGGCUGUUCUUCUGGAUGGAAAAGAAGUUGCUGUCAAGAGACUAUUCCUAAAUACAAGGCAGUGGGCUGAUCAGUUUUUCAACGAAGUCGACCUAAUAAGUCAAGUUCGUCAUAAGAAUCUAGUUAAGUUGCUUGGCUGCAGCGUGGAUGGUCCAGAGAGUUUGCUUGUUUAUGAGUACUACUUCAACAAGAGUCUUUAUCUCUUCUUGUUUGAUGCAAGUCGUAGAAGAAAUUUAACCUGGGAUCUGAGGGUCGAUAUCAUUCAAGGCAUUGCCGAGGGACUUUCUUAUCUCCAUGAGGAGUCAGAAACACGGAUUAUCCACCGAGAUAUCAAAGCUAGUAAUAUUCUAUUGGAUGAUAAGUUGAAGCCCAAAAUAACAGAUUUUGGCCUUGCAAGAGCUUUUGGAGAAGACGUUACUCAUCUUACCACUGGUGCUGCUGGAACACUAGGCUACAUGGCUCCUGAAUAUGUGGUGCAUGGGCAUCUAACAGAGAAGGCUGAUGUCUUCAGCUAUGGUGUUCUUGUUCUCGAGAUUAUAACAGGGAAAAGAUGUAGCGGGUCAAAUGGUUCACACGGAGGGCAGGUUUUAUUAACAAAGGUAUGGAAACACUACAAGGAGAACACAGUAGAGAUGAUUGUUGAUCGGAGCAUCUAUGAAGACACUAUCAGGGAUGAGGUCAUGCAUAUACUGCAGAUUGGACUGCUAUGCACCCAAGCAAACCCUGAUGACAGGCCUACAAUGGGGAAGGUGGUGGAGUUGCUGAGAAACCACAGGCAUGAUUUGGAGAUUGUCUUGAGUGAUCCUCCAUUUCUGAAUGUUGAGGCUGUUGAGAACAUCAAAGAAGGGGAACAAUCCCAAUUGCUGUCCACAAAUUCUGCUCCUUCGCUGUCAGGCUCGUCUCGAUCUUACUUAAGUGGGAGAUAAUCUCAGCAUUUUUUUUUCUUUAGUUCCUAAGAGGAUAUAUUUAAGAGUUUGUACAGUUUUGUGUGAUGUGAAAUCAUCAUGUUAGCAGAUAGAUCGUUUGGGAAGCCAGCAGCCUAUAUUUCAUAAAGUGUGCUAGAAUGGAGGGUAGCAGAUAGAUUCUUCAAAAUGUUUUUUUGUCCCACCACAAUAAUACAAGCGAGUUCCUGUGACUUCACUUGUGAUAUACAUUCAUAUACUUUAAAUGAAUAAAGAUGAUAAUUCAUUGA